UUUAACCAUUUCUAGGUCGGAGAGCCAUGGGGAGUCGGAGGAAGAAGCUACUGGAGGCUCUUCAGCCGCUCAGACAGGAACGAAGCACAAGGUGGUGGUUAUGGGUGGAGCAAAAGUUGGAAAGUCAUCCAUUAUAUCCCAAUUUCUAUAUGGAACAUUUUCCCCAAAAUAUAAAAGGACCGUGGAAGAAAUGCACCUCGGAGAGUUCAAUGUUGGAGGUGUGCGACUGACUCUGGAAAUAUUGGAUACAGCAGGUUCAUUCGAGUUUCCAGCAAUGCGUGCAUUGUCUAUAUCUUCAGCAGACGCAUUUGUUCUUGUCUAUUCAGUAGUAGAUCCUGAUACCUUCGAAGAGGCCAGGGUUAUUCGAGAUCAAAUCCUCGAAAUCAAAGGUGGAGCUCAGGUACCAAUUGUUAUUGUUGGAAACAAGACAGAUUUAAUUGAGGACGAUUCUCAACAGGACUUGUCCAAAACAACAGAAUCAAUUGUGACGGUAGACUGGGAAAAUGGCUUUGUUGAGACAUCUGCUAAAGAAAAUCUAAAUAUAACAAAAGUAUUUAAAGAACUACUUUCUCAAGCUAAGGUAAAGUACAACCUGAGCCCCGCCUUAAGGAGGAGGAGGCGGCAGUCGCUCCCGCCCCAGCAGCCAGGGAGUGGCACUCCGGUUAACAAUCCUGCAAUACCUUCCCCUGCGCAGUUGGCACACCUCCAAUCCCUGAGGGAGAGGCAUGCCAGCAAGAGGAAUUCAUGCGUUAUCUCUUAAGAACCCACCCAUCUUGAAUAAUCAUUUUUACUCUAACACGGGUUGAAGAGAAACAAUAUUAUUUUUUAAAACAAAAAUCUAAAAGAAAAAAAUAUACAAUUAUUUUAAUUUUUGUUUCAAUAUACAACAGUUUUUAACAUCAAAAUUAGAUAAUAAAAAAAAAAAAAAAAAGAGUGUUGUAUUUACCUCACAUUUACUUACCUAUAUUCGCCUUAAUGUGGAUUUAGUUAAUCAUAUUUUAUGAUAAAUAACAAAAUUUUAUGAAACCUCAUCCCAUAUUUAUUGUAACAGAGGAAAACAAUAAAAGUAACUUAAGAAUGGCAUGUAAUGUUAACUGACCUUCUUUCUAUAAAUAAUUAAAAAGUUUAAUUUACUGCAUUGAUUACAAAGGUUUUCUUUUUGUGAGUAAAGCGAUACAAGAUCAAGAUGAUAUAAUGUAUUUUUUUUUAGAAAUACCAAUUCUUAAAAAUACUGAAUAUUUAUUGAUUAGAAAAUCAGAGUAAUCAUUACAAGAUUAUUUGAUAAAUUUUUAAUACAAAAUUUUAAAAUAUUGUAGUAGUAAUUUAUCCAUUAUAUUUUAAAAAUUUAUUAUUCACAAGAUUAAUUUACAAAUAUUUCAUUUUUUCAAAUAUUAUUUUAUAAAUGAUUAUAUUUCUAUUAUUUUUUCUUGAAAAAUAUCUCAUAACUAUGAGGUUUCACAUACAUAACUUUGUAUCAGUAGAGAAAAUUUUCUUUAUGUUCAAGCCAGAAUCAUCUAAUGGAUCAUCUAAGAAAAAUUUUAAAUCUAAAAUAAUCCAAAAUAAUCUAUCUCUUUAAAAAAAAAAAAGAUGGUACUGAUAAGUUUUUAAAUUACUCCAUUUAAAAAUUAUAUUUCUAUAUUAUCUUUCAUUAGAACAACUUUCCACUAUUCUUAUGUAAUGCUACUUCUCUCCUACUUUCUUCAUUUAAAUAAUUUUUAUUUUUGGUGAAUAGUGAGAUAAAAAAUGAUUAAAUGUUAUUUUUACAAAUUAAUACUGGGCUAAAUGUAUUGUUUAUAAGCAGAGACCAAAUUUUAUGUAAUCUGCAAAAAGCUCAAAAAUGACAUAAUAAAUAAUGUAAAGUUGUAAAGAUGAGACAGAAAAUCUAAAAAGUACCAAUCAUUUUAUUAUGUGUUUAAGUAUAAUUAUAAAUUAAUUUUAUGCAAAAAUAAAUAUAUUUUCUCUAAGCAAAUAAAUUUUUACAUAAUGAAAACUAAAAUUCAAAAUAAAUGUUCUAUUCGGCUUGUGAAAACCAAUAAAAACAUAUUGAAAAUGCCAUAAUUUUGAAAACUUUUCCGGAAUAAAAAUAGAUUUUGUAUAUAAAAUAUAGGAUUUUAAAAUUCAAAAUCAAUAAUAAUAAAAGAAUAAUUACUAUUUUCAAAACAUUAAUGACCGAACAUUUUGUUAUUUAAAAAGAAAAGUACCAUUGCAAAUAAUAUGAAAAGUAUUAAAGGAGUUCGAACAAGGUAAAAGACGAAUUGGAGAAAGUAAGUUAGGUUUUUUUUUCUAAGAGAUUACCAUUUUUUUCUGUCUCUUUUCUGUAAAAAAAUUGUCUGGAGUGAGGUAGGCAUUGCGCCUCAGGUUUGAGUUUGGCUGUGGAUAAUAAUUCUUUGUUCUGAUUCAUCAGCGGCGGAUCGUACUAUAGAUCUGGAGACUGUUGUAGGGAUCACUCAUUCUCUAUAAAGUGGGUACUGUUAAUUAAUUGAAUAAUUAAAUAAGGAGAAAAACCUGGAGGUUGAGUUUGAUAUUGGUCUAAUCACUUCUUAGCACAACUUUCAACCUAAAUACCUUCCUACAAAUGUACCUUGCAUUCAAAGAACUGAAUCCAAGACCAUUCAUGGGUUAUAGAAGUACAGUUUUUAUUUUGUUUUAUAUAUUUUUUAUAUACAAUAAAAAAAUAUUUGUUAGCAUUUAAAACAUAUUUUUAACAAAAAUAUUUUAAUUUAAACAUUUAUCAAAAAAUUGCUUAAAAUUUGGAAUAAACAAGUCAAAAAACAUAAAAAUUUGGAAAGGUGUUCAUAAUAUUGUUUAAAAAAAAUUCCUUUUUUUCUUGUUAUAAAAAUCUUUACUCUAUUGUGGGAAGUUGAUCUAUUUCAUUUUCAAGUAAAUCGAGUAAAUCUUUUUGAAAACAUACUUAAAUAUGCAUUCAAAAAAAAUUUAUUUCAUUACCCAAAAUUAGGAAUUAAGUCUAUAUUUGAUAACUAGAAAAUAAAACUAUAUAAUCUGUGUGGUAGCUUAUUUCUAUUUCAGACGAUAGAUCUGUUUCAAACAAAACUAUUUGGCUAUUUUUAUGUUUCUUGCACUUUCCUGGAAAACUAAAUAUAUAUAUUGUAUUUAUAUUAGGCUCUACACAUACUCAUAUAAAUAAAUAAAUAUAUUUAUCCUUUUUUUAUAAAUUUAGAAGGUAAUAAGUUAUUAAGAACUGAGUUUUGGUGAUUACACUUCAAAAUAAGUAUUAGCUGUUAGAUUAUAGGUUUUUUCCUUUGGUUUUUAAUCAACCUACUGAAAAUUCAUUAAACUUCCUUUAUUUAAAGACAAUCCUUUGCUUAAAUUGAUAUGAUUAUUUAUAAAUAGAAAAAAUAUAUAAAUGUUUUAAAAACAAUGGAUAUUCCUAUUAUUUAAAUUACUUUGCAAGUUAAUUAUAUUGAAAAUAAAUAAGAUCACUACUCUUAGUCAUAACAAUGGAAUUUUCUAGUCCAUUUGCAUUAUAUAAUCUGGUUACUCUGGACACCUCAAAUUCUUUUAAUAAUGUAAUAUUUUAUAUAUAGUAUUUUGAAAAUACCAUUUUUCACCAGAACCUGAUUUCUGUUCCUGAACCUGAAUAUAUCUUUUCUUUAAAUAAAAGGGACAAACUAUUUACCUUUGUAACUCGAAAGAGUUUGACAAAACGGAAUUUGAGAUAUCAAGAGCUGACUGAAAACAAACAGUGGUACUUAAAAAAGUUAACAGAUGUAUUAUUUUUCAACUAUAUUUUAUAUUUGUAAUUUAAAUUUAUAAUUCUCAACUUUUAUAUACUGCAUUAUUAUACCAACAAUUAAUCUAUGCGGCCUUAUUACUUUGGGUGGUGAUUAAAAGUAUAAGUUAUUGUUUUUACAUCCUUGAAAAAUUAUUUCCAAAUAAUUAAAUUUGUUCUGUCACUUUUAGGUCAUUUAUUAUCUACUAAAAUAUUCAUCAAAACAGUUUUAAAAUGCCGUAAAAUGGGGUGUUUCUUAAAUAGAAAUCAUUUCCUUAAUCAGAGAUUCACUCAUAAUUGAGUAAUUUAUUUUUAUUGUCAAUAGUUAUGAAUAAAUUUCAAAAAUUAAGAGUUGGGAAUUAUAAUCAAUUAUAAUCUGUUUACUAGUAAAUAUAAUAAUAAAUAAGCAGCAAUUAAUAUCCUGAAUACUAGGAUGUCUUGUUUUUGGAAAAUUUAUGUAAUUGGAAAAACAAUACAUAAGCUCAUUUUUUUUCCGCCAUUGAUUUUAUUACAUGAAAAUAAAUCAAAUUUGAUGGUUUCUAGAUGAUAAUGAGUUAACCUGUUUUGUUAUUAAUCACAGUUAAUGGAAAUGAGUUAUUGUGUUAAAUAUAUGCAUUUAUAAAAAAAAAUCCAUAUAGUAUUUAUUAUAUGUAAUCUUCAAUAUGAAUAUUAUCUGAAAUAUGUAAUAUUAGCAGUUUGUGUGCAUUGUAAUUAAAUGUUACAUUAUUGGAGGUGUUUACCACAAAAAAUGUAGCCCAUGAUCUAAAUUCAAUGAACUCAUAAUAUAUUCAGUUCACAAUCACUAUUUUGUCUUACAUUUACUUUUUAGGUUUGCUGAACUAAUGGAAAAAUUUAGAAAAAACAUUACUUGACUAUUACUUAAAUCGUCUUACAAUCAUUAUUUCCUUUUUCUUUUUCCAAUAAUGAUAAAUUAGUUUCAUUUUCAGUGACCUUUUUUGAGUUUAGCAGCCAAUGAAGUCCGAAACCUUCAAUAACAUGAGGGAAGAUUCGCCCAUAGCUCUGUUGUCCAGCCAACCACCAUUUCCAUAAGCUUUGUUCUUUUAAUAGAAAUUGAGCUACAGAUUUUAAUUUUUUAAUAAUGUUUUCUUAUAUAUUUUUUAAAUAUAAGUAUAAAAAGAAAUCCAUUUCCCCAUUUAUUUAUACUUUUUGAGGUUGGAUGUUAGUAUGCACCUAAAUUUAUGUUUUAGAACUAACUAGAACAUUUAUGUGAGGAUUUGAAAACAAUAAAGAUAUAAUAUUGAUUUUUGUUAAAGAUAUAAUUUCUACAUAGAGUUGCACAAACAUUAUUUUACUAAUUCAGAUUGAUUCAAAUCCAACUGUUGGAAAUAGAAAAAAAUUUAAUUGUACCAUAAACGGUCAUUACAGAUGAUUUCUUAUUUUUAUUAUACAGGGUGUAUAAUGAUUGUACAUAUAAAUUGUAUAUUUCUCAUGAAAACAAAUUAUAUGAAAUAAUAAAAUAUUUCUAGAAGCUAUAGCCAUAUUUCUACUAAAUUAUUAGUUCUAUGUGAAGUUACACACAGAAAUAAAAAAUAAAAAAAAAAUUAAUAUCUUUUUAACUACUUGAAGUUAAUUUUUUAUUUCAAAUUAUAUUACAUAACCUAAAUAUUGCCCAAGAAUAAUCAGAUAUUUCAUGUAAACCUUUGCAUCUUUAAUUUAAGUUAAGAGAUGAUUUUUAUCUAAGAUAGCAGUUUCACGAAUGUUGCUCUGAUAAUAUUCGUGUUUUUCCUAGGAAAUUAUUCCUCAAAACCAUAGACAAAUGAGUAUAUAUACGAGUUUUUUUGUUGUUAGAUCUGAUGAAAUUAAAAAAAUUAUUGCACAUUGCAUAACCAUAUUGCAUGGAACUAUCCUAAACAGUUAUAUGGUAGAAAUAAAAUUCUCAUUGCUUUAAAAAGGAUAUUACUCAUUUUGAUUACAUAUUUGUUUCAAUAAGAAAUUUCCCUCACCUAGUUUAAAGCAAAUUAGUCAAUAAUAUGUAUUUAAAAACAUCCUGCAGUAUUAAUAUAAUGCUAAGCAAGUGUUAAUUUUGAUAACACUUUUCGAAUUACUUUUGUUAAGAUCCAGUUUACCAUUUCUUGCUUUUCUGACAUCAAAUAAGAAGUUAUAAAAAAAUUAUUAUUUUUUUUAUAAGUUAAAAACAUAUGACUUAAUGGAAUAAACUUAAUAGUGAAAGACAUCCUACUUAUGAAAUUCAGAGUUGUUUUGGACAGAUACUUUUGAACCUUAUGAAAAAAUAUAAUACAUCAAUAUGAUGGUAGUAAAUAUAUGUAAAAUCUUUAUUCUUCAGAAAAAUGAUAAUUAUUGUAGGUUUUAACUGAAACAUUUAAGAAUUCCUGAUAAAAUAAGUGAGAUUCAUUAUCGUCUUCCUAACUUGUCUAAUGUUAUUGUCAAUUAAACCUGGAUGGUAAUGAAUAAGGAAGUGUUAUUUUUAAAAAAGUAAUAUUUAUUUAACAUACUAGAUACUUACAGUAUAAUUUAGAUUAUGUUGUUAUUUUAUAUGAGAAUAAAUAAAAAUAUUUAAAGAAAAAAAAAAGGCUGUAUUUGAAAGUAAACACCAUGAUUAACAUAUUAUUGUAUAGCAAAAGAUUUAUUAUGUUAACGUUAACUUUGUUAAGAGUGAAGUGAUCAGUAAUUUCAAGAUAUGAAACCAAUGUUAUUUUUAUUAUUUAAAUAUUAUAUAUUGUAUUUACUGUAUCAAAUGUUUUAUUUUAUACCUAAACAUUCACUAUCACUUUAAUUAGAAAAAAAUAUAAAAACAUACAUCAAGAAUUUCAAUCUGGAGAUGGGUAAUUCAAUAGUACCAAUUAAUUACUCAACAUAGUUAGCAUAUUGUUGAAACUAACUGAAAAAAGUGAGAAUAAAUUGGGCAAUCAAAUAUAAUAAUAAUUUAACCAAAAAUAUAAAUUAAGUUAUUUUCAUUAAUGUGUACUUGACUGUUUGAAAUUUGGUGAAAUCGAUCUGUUCACUCCUUGUUGAUAAUUGUAAUCUUAUUUAUUAUUCAAAUUUAUAUUAUGCAUCUAUUACAAUAAAUGAUUCAUAUUUAUAUAUGUAAAAGAAACUUAUUUAUAAAUAUUUAAGAAAUUGUAUUUUGUAUAAGGAACAAUGAAUUGUAAGAAGAGGAGCUGGUCCAUUUAUGUUGAUUAGGUAUUCAACACCAUUUAAUAAAUCAAACUACAUUAAGUGUUUAUUAUUAAACCUUUUAUUAUUAUAAUUUAAGGAUUUUCAGUUAUGGUCGUUAUCAUAAUAAAUUUUUAUUUAAAUAGAGUAUAAAAAUCUGGUGCAGGCCUCACAUAACUUUCACUUACCGCUCUUCUUUGAAUAGAAAUUAUUUUCUGGCAAUACUGGGCUAUUACAAAUUUUAUGAAGUGCAUUUUUAACUGAGCUAAACUGUAAACCUUACAGCUAAUCUGUAACAACUCAUUAAGGUCAUUAAAAUAACACAAACCCUAUUUAUUAUAUCGACUGUCACUCCCUCACGUAACUCCAUCUGUAUCACAGGUGAAUCUACGGUGUGGGGAGGAAUUUCAGGCUGAAGCC
This is a messenger RNA of Nezara viridula (southern green stink bug), 7285 nucleotides long. The record is from the annotation of a GenBank genome assembly. NCBI's taxonomy places the organism in Eukaryota, Metazoa, Arthropoda, Insecta, Hemiptera, Pentatomidae.